CUUAACUCCAGCUAUACUUCCACCAGAGACCAAUUCCCCAAAAGACCCUACCCUCGGCCCUCCCCUCAACCUCCUUAUCCGCUCGAAUACUCCCUCAUAAUGGUCCGUUAUCCGCCCAGCUUCCCACUCGUCUGAAACCACCACUGCUCCGCGGCCAACCCCGAGGAUAUCAAAGAUGAGCAAGGAGCUGAUUCAAUUGCACAACAGUCUGACGACAAGCGACCUUCUUCCCCCGGAGCUGCCGGUGCUGCCUCAGGAUUUGCCGUAUCUAGGCCCCAUGGUGCUAACGCUGUGCGACGAAGAGCCCCUGCUGCUGCCCGACCCUCUUCAACUCGUUCUGCUGGUGCCGGUGGUUCUUCAAACACCAUGCUCAAGCUCUAUACCGACUCUGGAGAGGCUGGCCUCAAGGUUGACCCCUACGUCGUCCUCGUCCUCUCCAUCUCUUUCAUCGCCUCCAUCUUCUUCCUCCACAUUGUCGCCAAGGUCGUCAGAUCAUUCUCUGGUUAAGAGCGGAAGACGGGGAGAAUGCUUGAGGGAUCGGGUUGGAUUGUUGUCAUUAUGAGAAACAUAUCACUUUGGAAGAUUAGGAGAGGAAGGGAUUAUUGGGAUCUGGAUAAUGCAAUUGUACCUACAUCUUGCAGGUUCGUUGCCGAACGAGGGACGAGCGUGGACUUGUCCCUUGGGGCUCAGCUUGCGUUCAUUCCUUCGCUUCCAGGAUACGAUGCUGGCUGACAAUCCUGAAGGGUCGCUAAUUCAUGAUAGAUAGACAAU
Molecule: messenger RNA, 771 nt
Organism: Cryptococcus amylolentus CBS 6039
Lineage: Eukaryota; Fungi; Basidiomycota; Tremellomycetes; Tremellales; Cryptococcaceae
Exons: 3
Coding region: 176-562 (128 amino acids)
Source: RefSeq, a predicted model, not a curated record